Messenger RNA from Medioppia subpectinata, 2115 nucleotides. Lineage: Eukaryota; Metazoa; Arthropoda; Arachnida; Sarcoptiformes; Oppiidae. The record is from the annotation of a GenBank genome assembly.
UGUGGUACUAAUCACACACUGGCGCUCACCAGCGAUGGCCGGGUUUAUGCCUGGGGUGACAACAAUUUGGGUCAAAUCGGUUGCGGGGAUAACAAUGACUCAAUUUGUACACCAUUUAAGUUACAAUUCAGUAAUAAUUCUAUAAUUGAAUCCAUUUAUUGUUGUUAUGACUCGUCGUUUGCCAUCACAUCCGACGGACAGGUGUUUAGUUGGGGCGACAAUAGAGGCCACGAAUUGGGACACAAUAUAACCGAUAAGAGAGUAUUUAAGCCCCGAUUGAUUGAAACCAUAGUUGACGUGAAGUCAAUCUGUUGUAGUGUUUAUGGCAUAUAUUUCCUGACAUCCAAAGGAAUCCAUAAAAUCACUGAAAGACAUGAAAUUAUUGAAACAAAUUAUCAAAAUUUUGCCGAUCUUUACGCCAAUGAAUGUCAAAUUACUUAUAAAACAAUUAAUGUAAACGAAAUGAAUAGCAUUUCCGACAAUCAGUUCACUGAACUCUCGACCGCCGGAUCGGGCGCUUACGGAACGGUAUUUAAAGUGAGGCAUACAUUGGAUGAUAAUAUAUAUGCGGUUAAAAAAGUACAAUUUGAAGACAAUAUGGAGGAGAAGGAAAUGAUGAGAGAAGUGGAAAAUCUGCGAAAAUUGGACUCAGAUUUUGUGGUCAAAUACAAGAACUCGUGGACUGAAGGCAAACAGCUCUACAUUCAGAUGGAGUACUGCUCGCAAACACUCGCGUCUGUACUCCGAGACAAACAACUAGUGUUUGGCAGACAAUCGGCUGAAGCCAUGAAUCUCUACGAGUAUUUCAUUUGUUGCGAAAUAUUUCGGGAACUCUUGCAAUGCGUCCGUUAUCUACACGAACUGAACCCGCCUUUCAUUCACCGGGAUUUAAAGCCCGACAAUAUACUGAUUUCGUACACUAGUGGUAAUAACACGUUUGUAAAACUUGGUGACUUUGGUUCGGCUACUGUCAAUAGUCGCACAUUUAAAAGCCAGACACAGGGGGCGGCAACUUUCAAAUAUAUGGCCCCGGAAGCUUAUUCCCAUAAUAAAUAUGGUCUUAAAUCAGACAUUUAUAGUGUGGGUGCUAUUGGUAUGAAAUUGUUUGAUGUAAAUACAGGUGAUUGCCAACGAUAUAAGUCGACCACAUUUUGCGAACAAUUUAAUAAUUUGCAACACUUUCUGACGUCAAUGACUGAGAGUAUUGCCGAUAAGCGGUCGACCAGUGGUCAAGUGCUCGACGACUAUAGCCAGUGGUCUGUCGACAAACACGUGAUUACCGAAAGCAAACAGGAAUUCAAUGAAAUCCUAAAUAAACUCAAAUCAAACGAAAACACAUUUUUCUACGAAUGCCUACUCUUUAAGACUGAGUCCACGGAUAGAGUGGCCAAAAGCCUCGCGGAAGAAACACAGCGAUGCGAUUCGGCAUUGGAUGCAAUCAGGAAACUCGUGGCCGCCGAAGAGGAUCGGGUCAAACGGCGGAACCCAUUGACCACAAACUUCAACACCGAUGAUAUCGGGGCUGAACUGACACGAGUGGAUCAUUUGGUGAGCGCUUUCCAAACUGAUGUCCAAACUUUAAGCAAGAGUGGCAACAGUGAGGUUAACGUCGGGGAACUCGACGAUCGGGUACAACACCUGCGCCAGCGAUUGGCGAGCGUUAAGGACCAGUUCGGGACACAAGUGUUGGUCCCGUUGGUGGCCAAACGCACCGAAGCCCAGCGCCGGUCUCCAGGCGCCCAACAGACACUUAUGGACAAAUACCCGACCAUUGAUCAGCUCCGGGAGUGUAUACGACAGGUGGCAGAGAUGGAAGAUAGGCUCUCAGAACUCGGACAGGCUUACGAUUUGCCGGCGUUGAUAAUUAAGGCCGACAAAUGUCGGGCACAAAAACAGGCAAUCGACGAGUUCGGCCGUACGGUCGAGCGGUGCGGCCAAAAGCUAUACGAGUUGACCGAUAUUGUGGACAAGGAGUACGUGAAUGCGUUCUCGUAUUUUCUAAAUAUCCUAAAUGCUCGAUACGGGGCGCUCGUUGAAUGGGCAGCUCGUAAGCUGAAAUAUACUGACGAGUUCCUUGCUACGAUACAGACGGGCAACUAUUAUUCAUGCUGGUUA